Molecule: messenger RNA, 1530 nt
Organism: Manihot esculenta (cassava)
Lineage: Eukaryota; Viridiplantae; Streptophyta; Magnoliopsida; Malpighiales; Euphorbiaceae
Product: NAC domain-containing protein 43
Exons: 3
Coding region: 142-1323 (393 amino acids)
Biological process (GO): regulation of DNA-templated transcription
Molecular function (GO): DNA binding
Source: RefSeq, a predicted model, not a curated record
UGGAAAAAAAAUGCUUUUCUCAUUCUAUUUCUCUGGCCUUCUAUGUCCUAGAGCCCUUAUUUAUAUUGUUCUCUAUACAUACUCCUUUUGGUAUAGCCCCAUAAUUUCUAUUUAUAUUAUCUCUGCUUUUCUUCUCUCUAAAUGUCAGAAAGCAUGAGUAUAUCUGUAAAUGGACAAUCACGGGUGCCUCCUGGCUUUCGAUUUCAUCCCACAGAAGAGGAACUCUUGCAUUACUACUUGAGGAAGAAGGUCUCGUAUGAGAAGAUCGACUUAGAUGUGAUUCGUGAUGUUGAUCUUAAUAAGCUUGAGCCAUGGGAUAUUCAAGAGAAAUGCAAAAUAGGAACCACUCCUCAAAAUGAUUGGUACUUCUUCAGCCACAAAGACAAGAAAUAUCCCACCGGGACUCGCACUAAUCGUGCAACUGCUGCUGGGUUUUGGAAAGCUACCGGCCGCGAUAAGGUUAUAUACAGCAACGGUAGGCGAAUAGGGAUGAGGAAGACUCUUGUUUUCUACAAAGGCAGAGCCCCACAUGGCCAAAAAUCUGAUUGGAUUAUGCAUGAAUAUAGAAUUGAAGACAACAUUAAUGUGGUUGAUGCCAAUGUCUCCAAUGUUUUGGGAGAGGCAGCACAGGAAGAUGGAUGGGUUGUUUGCCGUGUCUUCAAGAAGAAAAAUCACCAUAAAACCCUAGAUAGUCCUUUAAGUUCAAAUUCCAUCAAUAUGGAGGCAAGGACAACUGAGAUGUUCAAGCCUUUCAAUGAAGGAGUUGUAGAUCGCUUACUUCAAUACAUGGGCACAAAAAGCGAGGAAGAAAAAGAAGCAAACAAUAUUAGCUCAAGAUUUCUCAGGCCAACCGAUGCAACAAUCAACAAUGUCUACCAUGACAGGUGCAUGAAACUUCCAAGUCUCGAGAGCCCAAACUCAAGCUGCAGCCAAAAUUGUUACCCACCCAUGAUUAAUGAAGGUUCAAUAUCCAACCAGGUGAGCUCCAUGGAUCCCAAUUCAGUGUACCCCUUGGACUCUGGCCUCACCAACUGGGCAGCUCUUGAUCGUCUAGUAGCUUCACAAUUGAAUGGGCAAACCGAAACUUCGAGGCAGUUUGGGUGCUUCAAUGAGCCAAACAUGUCCUAUUGCAAUCCAGUGGAGCAACACCAGCCUGAUCUCCAAUUCCCAACAGUACGACCAUCAUUCUCAUUGCCAUAUAGCACAACAUACCAAGGAAUCCUUCAAGAUUAUAACAAUGAAACUGAGCUGUGGAACUUCAGCACUCGAUCACCGUCGUCAACGGCGGACCCCAUAUGCUACGUUUCCAAGUCUAGUGUAUAGCAGAUGAAUGAAUAACCCCACAUGAAUAAUGAUAUAGGAGUAUUAUGUGAGUAUAAGUGAUAUAGCAAAAAUAAAGUGAAGAUCAGAUUUCUUAGAUGUGGUGGCAUUGUCAACCAUUAUCUUUUGUUAAUCAAGAUGUCUACCAUUUUCAAUUUGUUAUCUGGAAACCUUUAUAGCAAUAAAUAGACCGAGUGGUUUUUAUGAUAA